Messenger RNA from Meriones unguiculatus (Mongolian gerbil), 6116 nucleotides. RefSeq names its product ADAM metallopeptidase with thrombospondin type 1 motif 15 (gene Adamts15). Lineage: Eukaryota; Metazoa; Chordata; Mammalia; Rodentia; Muridae. The transcript is spliced from 8 exons. The coding region runs from base 413 to 3265 and encodes 950 amino acids. The record is from RefSeq and is a predicted model, not a curated record. Gene Ontology annotation, biological process: proteolysis; extracellular matrix organization. Gene Ontology annotation, molecular function: metalloendopeptidase activity; zinc ion binding.
GGAGGCUGGAAAGGCAGUGAGGGGAGGGGCGCUUACUGGGCAGUCCAAAGUGAAGGGGGCCUUUAAUAGGCUCGCCCAGCGCCUAGUUUGCUGCACCGCGAGUAGCUGCGGUUCGCUAAGCAGCCCGCCACCUCGCGCCACUUCUCCACGGCAAAUUUUCGCCUGUGCACUUGACAGCGAUCGCACUAAAGCUCCCAGAGCGCGUUUUGCUUAGGGAGGAACAGGUAGGAGGCGCGGGCUGCCCUGUGCACGCUCGCUGCUUUGGAAGGCGUCUCCCCGACUUGGUUGGCUGUCCUUUCUGGUAACUGCCCAUUGUCCCGGGCGUUGGCGUGUGGGCUACAAGGGGACAGUGCUUGCCCUAGGAACCGGGCUAAGCCCCACCGCAGAGCGCGGCUGUGCGCGGCUCGGCGCCAUGCUUCUAUUGGGCAUCUCAAUCCUGUCUCUCGCCUGGCGACCUGCUGGCAGCUCCGAGCCGGAGUGGGAGGUGGUCGUUCCGAUCCGACGGGACCCGGACAUCAAUGGCCGCCACUACUACAGGAGGGGUACGGAGGACUCCGGGGAUCAGGGUCUCAUUUUUCAGAUCACAGCUUUUCAGCAGGACUUUUACCUACACCUGACACCGGACACCCAGUUCCUGGCUCCCGCCUUUGCUACGGAGUAUCUAGGUGUCCCCCUUCAGAGGCUCGCUGGCAGCUCCCUAGACCUGCGACGCUGUUUUUAUUCUGGGUAUGUGAACGCGGAGCCAGACUCCUUUGCAGCCGUGAGCCUGUGCGGGGGUCUCCGCGGAGCCUUCGGCUACCGGGGCGCGGAGUAUGUCAUUAGCCCUCUGCCCAACGCCAGCGCGCCAGCGGCGCAGCGUCACAGCCAGGGCGCACACCUUCUCCAGCGCCGGGGUGCUCCCAUAGGGCCUUCCGGAGACCCCACCUCUCGUUGCGGGGUGGCCUCGGGCUGGAACCCCGCCAUCUUGAGGGCCCUGGACCCUUACAAGCCACGGAGGACGGGCGUGGGGGAGAGCCAUAGCCGGCGCAGGUCUGGGCGCGCCAAGCGCUUCGUGUCUAUACCACGGUAUGUGGAGACACUGGUGGUGGCAGAUGAGUCAAUGGUCAAGUUUCACGGCGCGGACUUGGAACACUAUCUGCUGACGCUGCUGGCCACGGCAGCGCGACUCUACCGCCACCCCAGCAUCCUCAACCCCAUCAACAUCGUUGUGGUCAAGGUGUUACUCCUAGGAGACCGUGACACUGGGCCCAAGGUCACAGGCAACGCGGCCCUGACUCUGCGCAACUUCUGUGCCUGGCAGAAAAAGCUGAACAAAGUGAGCGACAAACACCCCGAGUACUGGGACACAGCCAUCCUCUUCACCAGGCAGGACCUCUGCGGGGCUACCACCUGCGACACGUUGGGCAUGGCGGAUGUGGGCACCAUGUGUGACCCCAAGAGAAGCUGCUCUGUCAUCGAGGACGAUGGGCUGCCAUCAGCCUUCACCACUGCCCAUGAGCUGGGCCAUGUGUUCAACAUGCCUCACGAUAAUGUGAAGGUGUGUGAAGAGGUGUUUGGGAAGCUCAGAGCCAACCAUAUGAUGUCUCCGACACUCAUCCAGAUUGACCGUGCCAACCCCUGGUCAGCCUGUAGCGCUGCCAUCAUCACUGAUUUCCUGGACAGCGGGCAUGGUGACUGCCUCCUGGACCAGCCCAGCAAGCCCAUCUCCCUACCUGAGGACCUGCCAGGCACAAGCUACAGUUUGAGCCAGCAGUGCGAGCUGGCCUUUGGAGUGGGCUCUAAGCCCUGCCCAUAUAUGCAGUACUGUACAAAGCUGUGGUGUACUGGCAAGGCUAAAGGGCAGAUGGUGUGCCAGACCCGUCACUUCCCCUGGGCAGAUGGCACCAGCUGUGGUGAGGGCAAGUUCUGCCUCAAGGGGACCUGCGUGGAGAGACACAACCCAAACAAGUACCGGGUGGAUGGCUCUUGGGCCAAGUGGGAGCCUUAUGGUCCCUGCUCUCGCACCUGCGGUGGAGGCGUGCAGCUGGCCCGGAGGCAGUGCAGCAACCCCACCCCUGCCAAUGGUGGAAAGUACUGUGAGGGAGUGAGAGUGAAAUACAGAUCUUGCAACCUGGAGCCCUGCCCCAGCUCAGCCUCUGGCAAGAGCUUCCGGGAGGAACAAUGUGAGGCUUUCAAUGGCUACAACCACAGCACCAACCGGCUCACCUUGGCUGUGGCGUGGGUACCCAAGUACUCAGGCGUGUCGCCACGUGACAAGUGCAAGCUCAUCUGCCGAGCCAACGGCACUGGCUACUUCUAUGUGUUAGCACCUAAGGUGGUGGAUGGCACGCUGUGCACUCCUGACUCCACCUCUGUCUGCGUCCAAGGCAAGUGCAUUAAGGCUGGCUGCGACGGGAACCUGGGAUCCAAGAAGAAAUUUGACAAAUGCGGGGUGUGCGGUGGAGACAAUAAGAGCUGCAAGAGGGUGACAGGGCUCUUCACCAAGCCUAUGCACGGCUACAAUUUUGUAGUGGCCAUCCCUGCAGGCGCCUCCAGCAUUGACAUCCGCCAGCGUGGCUACAAGGGCCUCAUUGGGGAUGACAACUACCUGGCCCUGAAGAACAGCCAAGGCAAAUACCUGCUCAAUGGGCACUUUGUGGUCUCUGCUGUAGAGCGCGACCUGGUGGUAAAGGGCAGCCUGCUGCGGUAUAGUGGUACCGGCACUGCAGUGGAGAGCCUGCAGGCCUCGCGACCCAUCCUGGAGCCACUGACCGUGGAGGUGUUGUCUGUGGGGAAGAUGACGCCACCCCGCGUGCGCUACUCUUUCUAUCUGCCCAAAGAGCCUCGGGAGGACAAGUCCUCUCCCCCCAAGGACCCCCAGGGCCCUCCAGUGCUGCGCAACAGUGUUCUCACCCUUUCCAACCAGGUGGAGCAGCCAGACAACAGGCCUCCUGCACGCUGGGUAGCGGGCAGCUGGGGCCCUUGCUCGGUGAGCUGUGGCAGCGGCCUGCAGAAGCGAGCAGUGGACUGCCGGGGUUCCCCAGGGCAGCAAGGAGCCUCUGCUUGCGAUGCAGCCCAUCGGCCAGUGGAGAAGCGAGCCUGUGGGGAACCCUGCCCAACCUGGGAGCUCGGCAACUGGUCACCCUGCUCUAAGAGCUGUGGCCGUGGAUUUAAGAGGCGUCCUCUCAAGUGUGUGGGCCAUGGAGGCAGGCUGCUGCCUCGGGACCAGUGUGACCUACGCCGCAAGCCCCAGGAAUUAGACUUUUGUGUCUUGAGACCCUGUUGAGGGGUACUGUCUAUUGCCCUCCUUUAUUCUCUACCCGCUGUUGUGCUGGUGCUGCAGUCAGCUGGAGCAGAGGACAGUGGCCAGAGGCCUGUGUCCCAGUGUCAUUCACAUCCAGAACAAGGACCAUGGGUCUGGGCGAGAGGUUUCUUCCUCCUUGGACUGAGCAGGGGGGAGCUAACUAAUGCACAGUCUACCUCAUGCCCUGCUCCUCGGGCCCAGUUGUAGGGAGAGGCUUCAAAGAUGGGUGCUGGGCAGAAGGUGCUGAAGCCCAGCUUCCGAGGAACCUGGAAGUUGGGUGGCUUCCAGGCAGAACUUCAGGUACCUUGGCCCCUAUAAUGGAGGCCACAGUCUGCUGGAAGAGCCAUGGCCUGCAGCUUGGUGCCCUCAGGUGAUCCCAAGAGCUCUGAGCUGUCCCUGAAUGAGGCAGGGUUCUCACGGUGCUUUCAGCCUUCAGGGGUUACUAGAAGCCAAAGGGACAAUGAAAUUGGGUUCAUUUGGGUGCAAUUUCCCUGUUUGAGAAGAAGUGGCUAUGUACAGGGAGUUCCAUGUUCUUUCAUCUUGGCCCUCCUUGAAAAACCAGCAUUUUGUAACCUGGAUGGCCAGGGCAUUAGACCAGCUGGAGAAGCACUGAUAUGGCCCCCGAUGCUUUGAAAGCAGCCACAGGGAUCUCUUCUUGGUCAAGAGAGAGCAACUAUUGCAAACAGAUGCUGCCACUUAAAAGUGGAGAUGAUUUGCCGGCUAAAGCAGGGAACACAAAUGUUCUAGAGGGUUCCACUCUCACUGGGUUUAGUAUGGGUGGAUGUUGAGCUGCAGGAUCUUACUUGGAAGACCGUCACUCUGGGAUGGGGAAAAGGAGUUCCAGUGCUUUUCUCAUCUUGAGAGGAAGUGUGAGUGAGGCCGAUUCAAAAGACAGUGUACUGCCCUGGGGGAACUUCCAAAGUGACCAUAGCCCUAUACCUACCCAGUGAGGGGGGAGAGGGUGCGCCUGGGAGGGUGAGAUGCUCAACACCCAUGUACUGGCAAGUCAUUCUUCUCCCCUGGCAACCCCUGCUGUCAUCUGUGGGCAUGCAUCAUCACAUCUCCAAGCCUUCACUUCUCUGGUAGGUAAAUGGGGUUCAUUGUUUGCUACCUCAGAUCAUGCUCUCUAGGACAGAAACAACCUGGUGCUUCCAUCGUACUCAGCUCUCAUCUUCAUAGCUGGAUCUUCCCAGCCAUAGAGAUAGCCUCGCUGUCUGCUGGGGCUCUAAAUACAAAGACAGAGUGUCUUUUGCUUCAGGUUCCCUGGAAUCAGGUUUUAGGAAACAUUAAGAAUUAAUAAUGCCCCGACCUAGGGACACGUGGAAGCCACCAGUACUGGAGACCCAUCUGUCAUUCUUGUAGACAUGACAGUGAAAUAGAAACCCAGGUGUUUCUUACAGCAGGGUAUUUCUUGAAGACCUGGAAGCUCCUCUGUAUAUAGGGCAUCUUCAGAGAUUAGGCAAUGUAUCCCGGACCUCAGUGGAGGACUUGAUAGAGACAAGACCAAAGCUCUUGUCUUCACUGCAGGGGAGGGUGUGUGUGUGUCAGUCCUUUCAUAUGUUCGCUAGUAGCCAAAAUCCACAUACUGGCCAGUAGCAGUCUAGCUUCUAGGGAAGUCCCCAACUUUCCUAAUGCUGAGACCCUUUAAUACAGUUCCUCGCGUUGCAGUGACCCCUCAACCAUGAAAUUAUUUUCAUUGUUACUUCAUAACUGUAAUUUCGCUACUGUUAUGAAUCUUGAUGUAAAUAUCUGUGUUUUCCAAUGGUCUUAGGUGACCCCUGUGAAAGGGUCAUUCGACUCACAAAGGGGUCACGAUUCAUAGGUUGACAACCGCUGCUCUAGGGUGUUAUUAUAGGCCUGGUCUAUCUCUAGGAUGGAGAGCUUGGAUAGAGCUCCUACAGUGGGUGAAGGGCAUGCAACCCUCUGAGGCUGGGCUGGGCUGCAGCUGCCCAUGAAGGAUUGCAUGAGGGGGAAGCAAUGCCUGCUUCAGAGCUGUAGAGACAAAAGGACCCCAGGGCCUGAGGCUGAAGGGGAGCCUUGCUAGCUGAUGAGCACAUGGUGCCCUAUGCUUGGUGCAUCUAUCCCUGAGUAGAGGUGGUGCUGGGGUGUGUAAAAAGGAUAGAGGUAGGGGCAGGUGGGAAGCGAAGUGUCCACAUUGAGGUGCCUGGCCUCUAACAGAAUAGUAUUGCUAUCUGCCAUUUUACAAAUUGUUUGAAGGAGGGAUGGCCACUCUUGUUCCUGACACAUGCCAGGUGUCCACACUCUUUUCUGUCACAGUAGUUUUUAUUUUUGUUUUAAAAUUUCUUCUUUUUAAAAGAAAUAUAGUGAAGACAACGUGGGAUGCUUGUCUUGCCUUUGAACGCUUUCUGUCAACUUUUGCUGAGCAGAGAUGAGGUCAAGGCAUAGGUUUCUUCGGAUGGAAUAGAAAGUCAAAAUGAUAUCUCAUGCCUAUGGAGAAGGGCAUUCUGGGGAUCCAGGAACUUCUUCAUUGGGAUGUGGACCAGUGAGACUUUGGGUUCAGGAUCCCUUAGUCUCCUUUGCCUAUUGUGUGCACUGAUUGGAGGAUUUAGACCCAAACACCCUCUUAUGGACCUCGUUACGUUGGGGAGGGGCCUGGAAGGAGCCCAGCUUGGAAGUCAGCUCCUGGAGACUGUAGACACUGCUGUUGCUGGUGCCCCUCCCCCUCUGGGCUUGCUUCUUUUGCAUUCUGUGUACUGCAGAAGGAUGGGAGUGUCUGGGGACUGGCUGAGCGUGUAUACUGUGUAUACAUGGGAGCUGGCUGCUGAGGUGACAGCGACCUACUCCUAAUAAAGAUGGAUGUAUUUAAAACUUG